AUGCUUCUCCGGAGUCUUUUCAUCUCUUCGCUCCUACCAUUGUCCACAGUCAGAGGUGCAGACCUACCAGUGAAGUCGACAAGGGACACAUCUUGUGUGAAUAGCGCAUCUGACAGAUCAUGUUGGAAGGAUGGCUAUGAUAUAUCCACCAACUACUACGAGGAGGUUCCCGAUACCGGUGUUGUCCGCGAGUAUUGGUUCAAUGUCGAAAAUACCACUGCCUCACCAGAUGGUGUUGAGAUGCCUGUUCAACUGAUUAAUGGCUCUUUCCCUGGACCUACAAUUAUUGCCGACUGGGGUGACACUGUUGUUGUGCACUUUAUGAAUUCACUGGAAAAUAAUGGCACCGGUCUUCACUUUCACGGGAUUCGUCAGAACUGGACAGAUGGAAUGGACGGUGUCCCGAGUAUCACACAAUGCCCUAUUGCUCCGGGCGAUUCCUUGACCUACCGCUGGCGUGCUGUUGAAUACGGUACUGGUUGGUACCAUUCGCACUUUUAUGUGCAGGCAUGGGACGGAGUAUUUGGUGGUAUCUUGGUCAACGGCCCUGCUACUGCAAACUAUGACGUUGAUCUUGGACAUCUCUUCUUGAAUGAUUGGUAUCACCAAACCGCCGACCAACUGGUUACUCAAGCGUCUACAGGUGGGCCGCCCACCGCACCCAAUGGUUUGAUCAAUGGAACGAAUACCUACGGUACAAACGGAUCACGAUUCGAGAUUACAUUUGAGCCUACCGUUAGAUACCGUCUGCGACUUGUCAAUGCCGCAGCAGACCAACAUUUCCGUUUCAUGGUUGACAGUCACCACCUUGAGGUUAUUGCGGCUGACUUUGUUCCAAUUCACCCGUAUAAUACUACUCAGCUAAGUAUUGGCAUGGGGCAGCGCUACGAUAUCAUCGUGACAGCAAAAAAUCUUACAAGCGGCAACUUUUGGCUACGUGCCAUUCCCCAAGAAGCCUGCUCUGAGACUGAUGCUGUUGACAACGUCAAGGGAAUCAUCCGCUACGACAGCACCUCUGCUAAAGAUCCUACUACCUUUGCCUACGGCUACACAGACUCUUGUGCUGAUGAAGCUUCUUCGGAUCUGGUUCCCUACCUGCCUAUCAAUGCCUCAGAAACCUACACAUAUGAUGCAUCGGAAAAGGUUGCUGUCGAGGUUACCGACAAUGCUUUGCUCUGGACUAUGAACAAGACUUCGUUCCGUACCCAGUGGGAGUAUCCAACUUUGCUCCAGGUUGCCGAGGGAAAUAAUACAUGGACCAACAAGCAGCGUGUCAUUCAUCUCCCAGAGGCUGACAAGUGGGCUUACAUGGUCAUUCACUCACCUUUUGCCCAGGACCACCCAAUGCAUCUUCACGGCCACGACUUCUGGGUCUUGGGGUCCGGAUAUGGCGAGUUUGACUCCUCGAACCCGGACGCUCUCACGUUGGUCAAUGCCCCUCGACGUGAUGUCGCAAUGAUGCCGGCUAGUGGCUACUUGGUUAUUGCAAUUAAGACUAAUAAUCCUGGUGCUUGGCUCAUGCACUGCCACAUCGCUUGGCACACAUCGGAGGGCUUCGCCGUCCAGAUUCUCGAGCGUCAAUCUGAGAUUGAGACUGACUACGCUCAACUGAAUUCUACGUGUUCCAAUUGGUCAAAAUAUGUACAUGGUGAUGAUGUGACCCAGUAUGAUUCUGGCGUCUAA
Messenger RNA from Penicillium nucicola, 1683 nucleotides. Its product is annotated as multicopper oxidase. The record is from RefSeq and is a predicted model, not a curated record. Bases 1 to 1683 code for a protein of 560 amino acids. NCBI's taxonomy places the organism in Eukaryota, Fungi, Ascomycota, Eurotiomycetes, Eurotiales, Aspergillaceae. Gene Ontology annotation, molecular function: oxidoreductase activity; copper ion binding. The transcript has 4 exons.